Condylostylus longicornis is the source of this 1165-nucleotide messenger RNA. RefSeq names its product 32 kDa beta-galactoside-binding lectin lec-3-like. Lineage: Eukaryota; Metazoa; Arthropoda; Insecta; Diptera; Dolichopodidae. The transcript has 3 exons. Gene Ontology annotation, molecular function: carbohydrate binding; galactoside binding. The record is from RefSeq and is a predicted model, not a curated record. Bases 127 to 567 code for a protein of 146 amino acids.
ACUUAGUCAAGCUAGACUAUUCAUAGUAAUUAUUGAAUAUUCGAACGGUUACCAGCGGAUAUUAUCGCUUUGUUUUUUUUUUGUGAAUAAGUGAAUUAUUAAUUACAAAAAAUAAAUAAAUUCAAAAUGAAUCCACCAUUUUUAUUUCAAUUGCCACAACAAUUAGCACCUGGAAAUUCAAUAAGAAUUAGAGCAUUUAUUCCACCUAAUGGUGAUAGAGCUACAAUAAAUUUACAAAAAGGAUCAACUGUUAAUCCUGAUUAUGAAGAUGAUGAAAUUCCACUACAUGUUGAUAUUAGACAAGAAGGUGAAAUUGUAAGAAAUGAUUUUUCACGUAAUGAAGGUGGCUGGGGUGAAGAAGAAGUAUCACAAAAUCCAAUACAAUUUGGUACUGAAUUCGAAAUGGAAAUAUAUGUAAGAGAUUCAGCAUUUUCAAUUGCAAUAAAUGGAAAUCAUUAUUGUGAUUUUGAAUUUCGGCAAGCAUUAGAGGAUAUUCAUUUUAUUUAUGUAUUCCGUGAUGCUCAAGUUGUAUAUUGUAUGUUAAAUGGUAAUCCUCUUAGAAAUUAAUAAUGUUAUAAAAUUAAUUAACAUAAUAUAAAAUACAAUUAUAUUGAAUUAAAAUAAUAAGAUCAAAUAUUUUCAAAAUGCAUAAAUAAAAUUAAAUAAUAAUUAUAUUGAGAAAUUAAAUUCACACAAGAAAAUAAAAACAAAAAAAAAUUGUAUUUUGCUAAAGACUUUCAAAUUAAAUGGAACAAAAGCUAUGAACGUACACACAUUUUCAUACAAUAAUAUUAUGUAUGUUUGCGUAAAUUAAAUAAAUAAUAUUUAUAAUGCACUUAAAGUUUUCAUUAAUGUUUUUGUUUUAAAUUUUUUUAUUGUCAAUAGAUUUUUAAUAUAUUUUAAUUGCUUAAUUCGAAUUCAUAUGUGUAUUUUUAAAAUAAAAUUAAAAUCUAUAUAGUUAUUUAAAGUUAAAAAUUUCUAGCUGUUAAAAUGAAAAGCGUUUACUCUACAAAACUGUUUGAAAAAUAGCUAUAAAAUUUAAUUAGAAAUUUGUUAAAAAAGAAAAAAUUGAAAAAUUGUUGUUUUAUAAAUUUUAAUUUAUUGUUUCCGUACAUUAUAAUUUUUGAAUUUUACUUGAAAUAUAUUUAAAAUUAUAACUGUUUCA